AUCCCAUAGGUAACGGCUCCGUUAUCCCAUCGGUGACGGCUCUGUUAUCCCGGCACUGACGGCUCCGUUACCCCGGCCCUGACCAUGUCCACUCCGGACCCCCCCAUGGGUGGGACGCCGCGGCCGGGGCCCUCCCCGGGGCCAGGUCCCUCCCCCGGGGCCAUGCUGGGGCCCAGCCCCGGGCCCUCGCCGGGCUCCGCUCACAGCAUGAUGGGACCCAGCCCUGGCCCCCCCUCGGCCGGGCACCCACUGCCGCCGCAGGGCCCCGCUGGCUACGCUCAGGACAACCUGCACCAGCUCCAUAAGCCCAUGGACCCCCUGCACGAGAAGGGGCUGAGCGAGGACCCUCGCUAUGGGCAGAUGAAGGGGAUGGGGCUGCGGCCGGGCGCGCACGCAGGGAUGGGGCCUCCCCCCAGCCCCAUGGACCAGCAUUCCCAAGGGUACCCUUCCCCGCUCGGUGGCUCCGAGCACGCUUCCAGCCCGGUGCCGGCCAACGGCCCCUCCUCGGGUGCCGCCAUGGCCUCGGGACCGCUGGACGGAGCUGACCCACAGGCUCUGGGUGGGGGGCAGCAGAGCCGGGGCCCGACCCCCUUCAACCAGAACCAGCUCCAUCAGCUCCGCGCUCAGAUCAUGGCCUACAAGAUGCUGGCGCGGGGGCAGCCGCUGCCUGAGCACCUCCAGAUGGCCGUGCAGGGCAAGCGCCCUGUGCCCGGCCUGCAGCAGCCCAUGGCCACGCUCCCUCCGCCCGCCGUGGCCGGCACGGGGCCGGUGCAGGGCCAGGUGCAAGGGCCUGGAGCGGGACCAACACCUCCAAACUACAGCAGACCUCAUGGUAUGGGGGGGCCCAACAUGCCCCCGCCUGGACCCUCAGGAGUUCCCCCCGGGAUGCCGGGGCAGCCACCCGGGGGCCCCCCCAAGCCCUGGCCAGAAGGGCCCCUGGCCAACGCGGCGGCCCCCAGCAGCGCCCCACAGAAGCUGAUCCCGCCGCAGCCCACGGGGCGGCCCUCACCUGCGCCGCCGGCAGUGCCGCCAGCUGCCUCGCCGGUGAUGCCGCCGCAGACGCAGUCGCCGGGGCAGCCGGCGCAGCCCGCACCCAUGGUGCAGCUGCACCAGAAGCAGAACCGCAUCACCCCCAUCCAGAAGCCCCGUGGGCUGGACCCGGUGGAGAUCCUGCAGGAGCGCGAGUACCGGCUCCAGGCCCGCAUCGCCCACCGCAUCCAGGAGCUGGAGAACCUGCCGGGCUCGCUGGCCGGCGACCUGCGCACCAAGGCCACCAUCGAGCUCAAGGCACUGCGGCUGCUCAACUUCCAGCGCCAGCUGCGGCAGGAGGUGGUGGUGUGCAUGCGGCGGGACACGGCGCUGGAGACGGCGCUCAACGCUAAGGCCUACAAGAGGAGCAAGCGGCAGUCCCUGCGCGAGGCCCGCAUCACUGAGAAGCUGGAGAAGCAGCAGAAGAUCGAGCAGGAGCGAAAGCGACGCCAGAAGCACCAGGAAUACCUCAACAGCAUCCUGCAGCACGCCAAGGACUUCAAGGAAUACCACCGCUCGGUGAGCGGGAAGAUCCAGAAGCUGACCAAGGCGGUGGCCACGUACCACGCCAACACCGAGCGCGAGCAGAAGAAGGAGAACGAGCGCAUCGAGAAGGAGCGGAUGCGGCGCCUGAUGGCUGAGGAUGAGGAAGGCUACCGCAAGCUCAUCGACCAGAAGAAGGACAAGCGCCUGGCCUACCUGCUGCAGCAGACGGACGAGUACGUGGCUAACCUGACAGAGCUGGUGCGGCAGCACAAGGCGGCCCAGGUGGCCAAGGAGAAGAAGAAAAAGAAGAAGAAGAAGAAGGCAGAGAACGCGGAGGGGCAGCCGCCGGCCAUCGGCCCGGAUGGGGAGCCGCUGGAUGAGACGAGCCAAAUGAGCGACCUCCCAGUCAAAGUGAUCCACGUGGAGAGCGGGAAGAUCCUGACUGGCACCGAUGCGCCCAAGGCCGGGCAGCUGGAGGCAUGGCUGGAGAUGAACCCUGGGUACGAGGUGGCCCCGCGCUCCGACAGCGAGGAGAGCGGCUCCGAAGAGGAGGAGGAGGAGGAGGAGGAGGAGCAGCCCCAGCCCACCCAGCCCGCGCUGCCCGUGGAGGAGAAGAAGAAGAUCCCCGACCCCGACAGCGACGACGUCUCCGAGGUGGACGCCAGGCACAUCAUUGAGAAUGCCAAGCAGGACGUGGACGAUGAGUACGGGGUGUCGCAGGCACUGGCCCGGGGCCUGCAGUCCUACUAUGCUGUGGCCCAUGCUGUCACCGAGCGGGUAGACAAGCAAUCCACGCUCAUGGUCAACGGGGUCCUCAAGCAGUACCAGAUCAAGGGGCUGGAGUGGUUGGUGUCCCUGUACAACAACAACCUGAACGGCAUCCUGGCCGAUGAGAUGGGGCUGGGCAAGACCAUCCAGACCAUCGCCCUCAUCACGUACCUCAUGGAGCACAAGCGCAUCAACGGGCCCUUCCUCAUCAUCGUCCCGCUCUCAACUCUGUCCAAUUGGGCCUACGAGUUCGACAAGUGGGCUCCUUCUGUGGUCAAGGUCUCGUACAAGGGCUCGCCAGCAGCGAGACGCGCCUUCGUGCCGCAGCUCCGCAGCGGGAAGUUCAACGUCCUGCUCACCACCUACGAGUACAUCAUCAAGGACAAGCACAUCCUGGCCAAGAUCCGGUGGAAGUACAUGAUCGUGGACGAGGGCCACCGCAUGAAGAACCACCACUGCAAGCUCACGCAGGUGCUCAACACCCACUACGUGGCCCCGCGGCGCCUGCUGCUCACCGGGACGCCGCUGCAGAACAAGCUCCCGGAGCUCUGGGCGCUCCUCAACUUCCUCCUGCCAACCAUCUUCAAGAGCUGCAGCACCUUCGAGCAGUGGUUCAACGCCCCCUUCGCCAUGACGGGCGAGAAGGUGGACCUGAACGAGGAGGAAACGAUCCUGAUCAUCCGGCGCCUGCACAAGGUGCUGAGGCCCUUCCUGCUGCGCCGCCUCAAGAAGGAGGUUGAAGCGCAGCUGCCCGAGAAGGUGGAAUAUGUGAUCAAGUGUGAUAUGUCAGCGCUGCAGCGCGUCCUCUACCGGCACAUGCAGGCCAAGGGCGUGCUCCUCACCGACGGCUCUGAGAAGGACAAGAAGGGUAAAGGAGGCACCAAAACCCUCAUGAACACCAUCAUGCAGCUGCGGAAGAUCUGCAACCACCCCUACAUGUUCCAGCACAUCGAGGAAUCCUUCUCGGAGCACUUGGGCUUCACGGGAGGCAUCGUGCAGGGGCUGGAUUUGUACCGUGCCUCUGGCAAGUUCGAGCUCCUCGACCGGAUCCUGCCCAAGCUCCGCGCCACCAACCACAAGGUGCUGCUCUUCUGCCAGAUGACCUCGCUCAUGACCAUCAUGGAAGAUUACUUCGCCUACCGCGGCUUCAAGUACCUCCGGCUGGAUGGGACCACGAAGGCUGAGGACCGGGGGAUGCUGCUGAAGACAUUCAACGAGCCGGGCUCCGAGUACUUCAUCUUCCUGCUGAGCACUCGCGCCGGCGGCCUGGGCCUCAACCUCCAGUCGGCCGACACCGUCAUCAUCUUUGACAGCGACUGGAACCCGCACCAGGACCUGCAGGCCCAGGACCGGGCGCACCGCAUUGGGCAGCAGAACGAGGUGCGCGUCCUCCGCCUCUGCACCGUCAACAGCGUGGAGGAGAAGAUCUUGGCCGCCGCCAAGUACAAGCUCAACGUGGACCAGAAAGUGAUCCAGGCCGGGAUGUUCGACCAGAAGUCCUCGAGCCAUGAGCGCAGAGCCUUCCUGCAGGCCAUCCUGGAGCACGAGGAGCAGGACGAGAGCAGAUACAGCGCGGGCAGCGGCAGUGGCAGCUUCCCCCACACUGCCUCCACCCUGUGCCUGACCGCUGAGUUGGAGGAACCACCUCUAAAGGAGGAAGAUGAAGUCCCUGACGAUGAGACUGUCAACCAGAUGAUUGCCCGGCACGAGGAGGAGUUCGACCUCUUCAUGCGCAUGGACCUGGACCGGCGGCGCGAGGAGGCCCGGAACCCCAAGCGCAAACCGCGGCUGAUGGAGGAGGACGAGCUUCCCUCCUGGAUCAUCAAGGACGACGCCGAGGUCGAGCGCUUGACCUGCGAGGAGGAGGAGGAGAAGAUGUUUGGCCGCGGCUCGCGGCACCGCAAGGAGGUCGAUUACAGCGACUCGCUGACGGAGAAGCAGUGGCUCAAGGCCAUCGAGGAGGGGACGCUGGAGGAGAUCGAGGAGGAGGUUCGCCAGAAGAAGUCCUCCCGGAAGCGGAAGCGGGACCCGGACGUGGGCUCCAGCGCCGCCGCUGCAGCCGGCACCGCCAGCACCCGCAGCCGUGACAAGGACGAGGAGAGCAAGAAGCAGAAGAAGCGUGGGCGGCCGCCAGCGGAGAAGCUCUCACCAAACCCCCCAAACCUCACCAAGAAGAUGAAGAAGAUUGUGGAUGCCGUCAUCAAGUACAAGGACAGCAGCAGUGGACGGCAGCUCAGUGAAGUCUUCAUCCAGCUGCCGUCCCGCAAGGAGCUGCCCGAGUACUAUGAGCUCAUCCGCAAGCCUGUGGACUUCAAGAAGAUCAAGGAGCGGAUCCGCAACCACAAGUACCGGAGCCUCAACGACCUGGAGAAGGACGUGAUGCUGCUGUGCCAGAAUGCGCAGACCUUCAACCUCGAGGGCUCACUGAUCUACGAGGACUCCAUCGUGCUGCAGUCGGUGUUCACCAGCGUGCGGCAGAAGAUCGAGAAGGAGGAGGAGAGCGACGGCGACGACAGCGAUGAGGAGGAGGACGGCGAAGAGGAAGGCUCCGAGUCCGAGUCGCGCUCGGUGAAGGUGAAGAUCAAGCUGGGCCGCAAGGAGAAGGCGCCGGAGCGUGGUAAAGGCCGGCGGCGCACGAGCCGCAGCGCCCGCGCCAAGCCCGUGGUGAGCGACGACGACAGCGACGAGGAGCAGGAGGAGGAUCGCUCCGGCAGUGGCACCGACGAGGACUAAGGCCCCCGGCGGAGCCCGGACCCACAUUCCAAGGCCCUGGCGCCGUCCAUGUCCUGUGUGUGCCCCCCCCA
Molecule: messenger RNA, 5087 nt
Organism: Pezoporus flaviventris
Lineage: Eukaryota; Metazoa; Chordata; Aves; Psittaciformes; Psittacidae
Gene: SMARCA4
Product: SWI/SNF related, matrix associated, actin dependent regulator of chromatin, subfamily a, member 4
Exons: 35
Coding region: 85-5016 (1643 amino acids)
Biological process (GO): positive regulation of transcription by RNA polymerase II
Cellular component (GO): nucleus
Molecular function (GO): DNA binding; ATP-dependent chromatin remodeler activity; ATP binding
Source: RefSeq, a predicted model, not a curated record